Amorphotheca resinae ATCC 22711 is the source of this 3468-nucleotide messenger RNA. RefSeq lists its product as hypothetical. The record is from RefSeq and is a predicted model, not a curated record. Bases 95 to 3283 code for a protein of 1062 amino acids. NCBI's taxonomy places the organism in Eukaryota, Fungi, Ascomycota, Leotiomycetes, Helotiales, Amorphothecaceae. Gene Ontology annotation, biological process: Golgi to plasma membrane transport; exocytosis. The transcript is spliced from 2 exons. Gene Ontology annotation, cellular component: exocyst.
AACAAUCCGACCUACAACGCCUCUGAACCCUCAACAACACCCGCGAAUGGCACAGGUUGAUUGGGAACGCUGAUGGUACCGCGAUUAAUAAAUUAUGUCCCGUAAUCGAUAUGGGGGUCUUGGGGAUGAUCCUUAUGCCAGUAGCAACGGAGCAUAUGGAUCUCAAGCUUCAGAGAGAGACGAUUACGAUCCUUACGGGACGACGUACGGCGACCGAUAUGAAGCCGCUCCAGUAUCGGCACUGACGACGCCUGCAGCGAAGCCGGCUCACCCUGCGGGCACACGCGCAAGGGGAGAAAGCGUCGCAGAACGGGCGAUAGGUGAUGUGUUAGGCCUGAUCCAGGCAGAAUGGCCGGUGAUGUGCAAAAGCGACUGCGUACCUGUCCAUGUUGCUCUACAGCUGCUCGACACGAGUUCUGUUGGACGGGCGCACGAGUAUCAGCGGUGGGAUCAAUUGCACAAGUACCUGCAGGAUUCCCUCAAGGCCGUCGUCCAUGAGCACCACCAAGGCUUCAAUAGCGCGAUCGGUACAUUCCACAAGAUACAAUCGAGUAUACAAACUUCACAAAGGCGGGUUCGGAUGUUGAAGGACUCGUUGACGCAGUCUAAAUCGAGUCUGGGAACUACAGAUCCGGAAUUGCGCAAAUUGGCGUCUGCGUCACAAAACUACGACGAUUUACUACAUGUCCUAGCGGAAAUCGAGGAUCUGCGGCUGGUCCCUGAUCAAUUGGAGGCGCGGAUAUCAGAGAAGAUGUUUCUGACGGCUGUGGAUAUAUUACAAAAUGCGUUGCGGCGGAUACGGGCUCCAGCACUAGACAACAUAGGUGCGCUAAGUGAACUUCGGAGCUACCUUGCGAAUCAAGAGGCCGCCUUGACGGAUAUCCUGAUUGAGGAGCUUCACGAUCACUUGUAUCUCAAGUCGCCAUAUUGCCAAGAACGAUGGCAGAUGCUUGCCAAAGCUCAAAGUGGAGUGGCCAAAGAUAAUCUUGACCAAGCCAACCAAAUCAGGCCAUUUUAUGAGGUUUUAGAUGCGAUUGAGCUCUCCGAAACUAUGGUGGAAGACCCCUCGAGGAACCCUGAGGCAGAUACAUUCUACUACAUCGGGCUGCUAGUGGAAUCUCUGAAUAAGCUUGAUCGUCUCGAGAUAGCGGUGAACACCAUCAAACAGAGGCUACCGGUUGAGCUAUUCGGCAUUGUCAGUGAGACCAAUGCUGAAGUUGAUCAGAAGCAUCCAAGCUCUUUACGAGGUGGUAUCUCAGGCUCCCAAGGAAACCAAGCUUUUGGCAAGGAGAACGGGAUCCGUGCCGAUGUGAUAUAUGACCUUCUCUGGACACUAUACGCAAAAUUCGAGGCUAUUGCUGAAAGUCAUCGUGUGUUCCAUGACGUAGUAAAAUCGAUCCUAAAGCGGGAGGGUGCAAGAGAUUCGUCCAUGUUGCUUGGAAGUUUCAGAGAGCUCUGGAACCUAUACCAGAAUGAGAUUCGAUCCCUGCUGCACAAUUAUGUUACGACCGAUGCCGAUAUCUACCAAUUCACUUCUACCCCUCGACUGGGCCUUGCGAAACUGGACUCAAAGCGUGAACAGCUCUUCCAUUUUUCAGAUGCAGACUCAAAAUCCACCCAGAUGGCCAAAGAAUAUCAAGCUGUGGAGGAGAUAAUUACGUCCGCGGUUCCUGGUCUCAUAUCAGGUUCUCGGAAACAAGGAGCCGAUGGCAAGAAGCCAUCUGUCCAGAGGGGCGAUAGCACAAUUGGGUCACGACGUAUGGCAAAUACAUCUUCUUCAGCUACCAGAUCGGACUUUGUCGCUGCGCACAAGUCACUGGUAGAGCCGAGUGUUUUCAAUAUGAGUAUAUUACUACCCCCGACGUUGGGAUUUCUGCAAAGGCUCAAGAUGAUUGUUCCUCCCGGAUCAGAUCUUGUCACUAGCACACUCACUUCUUUCCUUGAUAACUUCUUGGUGAACGUUUUCCUGCCGCAGCUCGACGAGACGUUAGGGAAGCUCAGUGACUCAGUCUUCGAAGAUACUGAUGCUUUCCAACAAGAUUCACAGUGGAUCAGGGUUGCACGCCGGCCCGUUUUCAAGGGUACAACGGCCUUCUUCUCCUUGAUUACCGCAUUCUGUAAGAUGCUUGAUACGAUUCCCCAUGAUCAAGCCCUCAGUCAGCUCAUCAUUACCCAAAUGAUGAGAUAUUAUGAUCGCUGCUGUGACUGGUUUAGGUCACUAGUCUCUCGCGUUGAAGAUUCAGGCGCUCCCACACUCAAGCUCUCUGCAUCACUUGCCACUGGUCCAGGCGAGAUACAUGAUACCUUGCAGAAACUGUGGACUUCUGAAGGAGAUGAUCGUCUCCAACUUGAGAAGGAAACUGGUCUGUUAAUUCUACAGACAAAUGAGAACCCCCUGCGCUUCGAUGAUAUUAUUAUGGAUCGUGAAACGAUCUCGUCUCUGUGUGUGCUCUACACCAGUAUGAAAUGGCUUGCGAUCAAAAUUGGUGAGCUCCGCCACAUCACCCGCAAUGAUGUCGACUCUUCCCGGGCCUCGAUGCCAAGACCGCAGACUAGACGGUGGACACUUUUCAAUGAUGUUUCGAGAGUGCAAGAUGAGCAGCAUCCGGUGUAUCUCCCCAUGACCCAAGAGACUGUAGUUGCCUUUGAUUCAAUAGUCUCCUCGUACCAAGAACUCGCUGGAACAGUUCUCCUUACACUGCACAUGGAAGUGAGAUGCCAAAUUAUCCACUCGCUAUCAAUUGCACUAUCACCAGACUCAUCCCGUUACGUCCUCGAACAAGCCGUUAGCGACCCAGAUCCUGCGAUACUCAGCCUGAACGCUGAUCUUGUCUCUUACGAUGAGACGAUUGUUGGCUUUCUUCGUGACAAGGAGGUUUCCUUCAUUCACACAGGUCUUGGACUUCUAAUUGAUAGCUUCCUCGUCACCAAUGCAGGGAUGGUGAAGGUCAUGAAUACAAACGGUUGUAGGAGAAUGCAAUUGAACAUCCUCGUCUUGCAGCAGAAUCUCAAGAAUAUCGAAGCAGAUGUAAGCUUAGACCGAGCGGCUAAGUUCUUCGGCCUUUUCAUCGAGGGCCCGGAUGCUAUUGUCAAGAGGGCUAAAGAAGAGAAGGAGAGUGGUAAUGCAGGGAAGGAGAUGUUUAGCUAUGAUGAGCUGAAGACCCUGGUGGAGCUCUGCUACAGCGAGCAGCUUUCUAGUCCGGAGAGGGGGAUCAGUACGGUGGCUAGAAGAGGCAUGGGAGAUCAUGUCCUCCAACUGAGCGAGUAUAUGUGGCAGAGCUAGACGCGUGGGGUGUGUUCAUGUAGGAUUUUGUGCAUUUGGCGAGGAGUCUGGUGACAUUGGAUGUAAAGGACGACGACGGGCGCCUAGGUUCUGGAAUUCUAUGUACAAAGGCAUCCCAUCCAUUGUCCUUGGCAGGAGGGGGAUGGAUCUAUAUGCGAUAUUCCCAAUGAAGCAAUAUCCCUCCC